Molecule: messenger RNA, 660 nt
Organism: Helianthus annuus (common sunflower)
Lineage: Eukaryota; Viridiplantae; Streptophyta; Magnoliopsida; Asterales; Asteraceae
Product: scarecrow-like protein 23
Exons: 2
Biological process (GO): bundle sheath cell fate specification; leaf development; regulation of DNA-templated transcription
Cellular component (GO): nucleus
Molecular function (GO): DNA-binding transcription factor activity; sequence-specific DNA binding
Source: RefSeq, a predicted model, not a curated record
AUGUGGCAUAACUAUCUGUUACCGGAGAUUUCAGAACUGUCAUCACCGUUCGGUUCUUCGCCAGAGCGUGUAGCGGCGUACUUCGCCGAAGCAUUACAAGCAUGAAUCAUCAGUUCAUACAUCAGAACUUAGACGCCGCUCACGUUCAAAACCAAAACCCUAGCCCUAGCUCAAAACCAGAAGAUUUGCAACGCACUUCAAUCCUACAAUUCAAUCUCUCCGUCAAUCAAAUUCUCACAUUUCACAGCGAAUCAAGCGAUUUUUCAAGCGAUAGAAGGUAAAGAAACCGUUCAUACUAUAGAUCUAGACAUCAUGCAAGGUCUCCAGUGGCCAGGAUUGUUCCACAUCCUCGCUUCCAGACCUCGCAAAAUCAAAUCGCUAAGAAUCACCGGCGUCGGCUCUUCGAUUGAACUCCUUAACGCCACCGGCCGUCGUCUUCACGAUUUCUCUAAUUCUCUCGGUCUUCCGUUCGAAUUCGUCCCUCUCGAAGGUAAAAUCGGCAACAUCUGUUCAGAUCUGAAUAAUAUCAGUUCAGAUCUGAAUAAUCUGCAUAAUAAUAUGAAUAAUUUGAAUAACAUGAGUAUAGAUCUGAAUAAUAUGAACAAUAAUUUGAUGAAUAAACUCGGAGUGAGAUCCGAUGAACCUGUGGUGGUGCACUGA